UCCCCCCUCUUUUCUUAUCCUUCUCUACAGACUUCUCUCCCUCGCAGUCCUGAAGGAAUACUCGCCUUGGAGGGCUGAAGAGAGUGGGAUUUGAAUAUGGUGUUUCUUCAGGCCUUUGUCCUGAUAAAUGGAUGAAUACACACGCCAUAGCCAAACUUAGAGGUGUUUGUGUCUCUUCUCUGUUCUGAGGGUGCUGUGUGUAUCCUAAACCAGGGUUUCUUAUUCUAUAACCCUCAUCUAUACAGCCAUGCAUGGGCGGAGUCUGCUCUUCAUCUUUUCCCUCCUCUUCCUCCUGUCAUUCUCUGAGGCGAAAAAGAAGUCCAAGCAGCCAUCAGAUGCAGUGACAGGGUCAGACACUACGCCAGUCAAAGCCUCACUGGAAUCAGGUAAGCUGAGUACUAAGGAUGGGCAUCGCUGCACCUGGGAGAUGCUGGAAAGAGGAGCCAACAUACUGCUCCAGGUGAGCUGCUCCCCCCGUGCGAAGGAGGGGCUCACAACUCCCUACACUUGCCAGUUUGCUGGAACACCUCAGGAAUGCUCUGUGUAUAGCACUCAGUCCUCCCAGUAUUGGAAACAGGUGGUGAGCAAACUGAAGAAACGCAAGAACGCUUGUGAGGGUGAGAAAGUCCUGAAAACUCGCCUGUGUAAGAAAGCACCCAGUGCGUCUCACAUGAAACUCACAGAGAGAAGCGUGGAGGAAACGACCACGCAUGUGAGCAAGGGAAUGAGAGAAGAGAACAAACAGAAAACAGACAUUCCGACAAGAAAAGGAAAGGAAGUAGAGAAAGAGAAUGAAGAGGAGGUGAAGGGAGAAGAAGAUGAGGGAAUGGUGAAUGAUGGAUUCUCAGACAUGGAGCCUGCCACAAGCUACUGUGGAGAGGGAUGGCAUUCGGUGUGUAGUUUCUUUGGCAAGUUUUUUGAUGGUUAAAAUACAUCUUGCUUUUCGGACCAAGUGGAGGAUAUAACUGAAGGCUAGAAUGUAUGUAAAAAGGGGGGGAAAGACACUGUCAGGUCAUAUAAAAUGUUAGUCUGCACCCAGUAAACAUCAUAGAUAAAAACAGCCUGUAAAGAACAAAGCAAGUAGUAAACAGGAUGAAACAUAGAGACAGAGAAAGUAGCUUAUAUGUAAUAUUUAACAAUCACACUAAUCACAUUGAUUAUUAUUUUACACAAACUGUAUUAUUGGAUAUUGUAACUAAGUUUGAUUUAUCUUUGUGUAGAUAUGAAUAAUUGUAAUUUGUAUUCCACCCAUAACAUUUGCUUUUCUGCUAAUUUUCAAAUGUAAUAUUUUUUUUUAAAUGUUGUAUAUGAUUAUUGCAAAAGCAUUAAUAAUAUUUAAUAAAACCAAAAUGUAAUGUAAUAAUUGAAAUAUGCAUAUAUUUUAAACCAGAAUUAUAGACAAAGAUCACAUAAUUUAUGUUAUAGAAAAAACUGUAUCAUCCAUCACACAUAGUUGCUUGAUGAGAGGAUAAAAAGUUCUUCAGUUUUUAUUCAACAUUGAACUCGUGCUCUUGUCACACCAACUCUUUCAUGUUGUGUAUAUGUGUAUAAAGGCUUAUUCAAUUGUGUGCAGAUCUAAUCUGACAGCAGUAAUAGCCCAUUGUACACUCAGCAUCAAUACCCUUCUUACAGUAUCAGUGGUCUAAAAUGACAAAAAGGAGCCCACACAUGAUUGUUUGAAUCAAUGAAGUCUGACAUUUAAGUGAGAAUUACCUUCACCCAGAUGAGCCAGAUAAUUGUAGAACAAGGGGAAAAUAUUUUUGGGAGAAAAUGUCUCUUUAGUUCAGGCUCUUCUGUACCCUCUGAACUGCCUACAGUGGCACAUAAGCAAGCUGUGCAGCUAAAUUGUUGGACAAAAGUUCACAUUCAGAGUCAUUGAUUGAAGGCUUCGAUCGCUGCCUAGAACCAGUCAAGCAAGCUGUGAUGGAUCACAGUAUUGCGCUCAUGGUCACAAAUGGAAUUUGUUAAUAGACUCAAUGUUCAGUGUAAGGUUUAAUGCAAUGAAUUACAUACUUUUACCUCAAUGUUGGGUGAAAAUCAAAGAGCAGAUUUGUAUUUGUAUUAGUAUUGUAUAUACUGUAAGGAUAAAUUGGCUCCCACUAUGUUUGCUUUUUCAAAAAAAAAAAAAAAUUCUCAACUAUAAAAGUGAUUUUAAUAUGGGUCAACUUUGUAUAUUCAUACCAUAUACAAUUUUUGCAUAUCUAAUUGCAAGUGGCAUAAUACAGUAUAUACAGUAUAAGGAAUACACAUAAUACUCUUAGUCACUAUUAAAUAAUUUUUAAGUCAAACGCUUUAAACUGGUAUUAGCCUUUUUUUGAGCUCUGACUUUGCAUUAGACUCUGUCACUUUGCUUGUUUCAUAAAUUUGCUCACUAUCCCAGAGAGCAAAUUUCACCAUGGGAACUGAGACAUUUACUUCAAAAUGAAAAUAUACAUUGAAUAAAAAUGA
Xyrauchen texanus (razorback sucker) is the source of this 2448-nucleotide messenger RNA. RefSeq names its product fibroblast growth factor-binding protein 1-like. Bases 248 to 928 code for a protein of 226 amino acids. Gene Ontology annotation, molecular function: growth factor binding. The transcript is spliced from 3 exons. The record is from RefSeq and is a predicted model, not a curated record. NCBI's taxonomy places the organism in Eukaryota, Metazoa, Chordata, Actinopteri, Cypriniformes, Catostomidae. Gene Ontology annotation, biological process: cell-cell signaling.